UUGCCGUGCUUGGGCCGAGCAAAGCCAAGCAAGACUGCUAAACACAAAGGACGGAAGUUCGCGCGAAAGGGAGAGUAAUGGCCGAGCACGAGGGAAAGGGUGGCGAUGGAGGCGAGGUGCCGGCGCCUAGGCCCGACUGGCUGCCGGACGGAUGCGAGAUGCUUGCAGAUGGAGAGUACGACGCUAUCGUCAUGGGGACGGGACUCAAGGAGGCUAUCAUGUCGGGACUCCUGUCAACUCUGGGAAUGAAGGUCCUGCACGUGGACCGCAACAACUACUACGGCGGAGAGUGCGCGUCGCUGAACCUCACGAACCUGUACAACAAGUUUAGGCCCGGGCAGCCGCCGGCCCCGGAGCUCGGACACCCCACACGAGACUACAACGUCGACCUCAUCCCCAAGUUCCUAAUGGCCAACGGGAACCUUGUCAAGAUGCUGCUAAUGACCAAGGUGACCCGCUACCUGGAGUUCAAGACGGUGGACGGCAGCUACGUGGUGAAGGGGGGCAAGAUCAACAAGGUGCCGGCGACGCCUGACGAGGCCUUGCGCACUUCAUUGAUGGGCAUCUUCGAGAAGAGGCGCUUCCGCAACUUCCUCCAGUACCUCGCGGGCUACGACGAGCAGCAGCCCGACACCUUCAAAGGUCGGGAUCUGAGGCGGAUGACGAUGCUCCAGCUCUACGAAGACUUCGGGCUGGACGAGAACACCCAGUCUUUCACCGGCCACGCCAUGGCCCUGCAGAGGGAUGACACCUACCUCCACAAGCCGGCGCUUGAGACGAUCAAGAGCAUUCAGCUGUACGUGCGGUCGCUUGAGAGGUACGGCAAGUCCCCGUACAUCUACCCGAUGUACGGCCUGGGCGGCUUGCCGGAGGGUUUCUCGCGGCUGUGCGCCAUCCACGGAGGGACUUUCAUGCUGCAGUGCCCCGUCGAGGAGGUACUCUUCGACGACUCUGGCGUGGCGUGGGGUAUCAAGGCCACCAUGGACGGUGUUCCUCAGGUGGCCAAGGCGACCAUGCUGAUCGGCGACCCCAGCUACUUCCCCAGCCGCAUGGUGAAGCCAACGGGCAUGGUUGCGAGGAGCAUCUGUAUCAUGGACCACCCCUUCAACGGCACCAACGACGCUGAGUCGACCCAGAUCAUCAUCCCGGGAAGGCAGGUGAACCGCCACAAUGACAUCUACGUGUGCAUGGUGUCGUUCUCCCACUGUGUGGCCAGCCCUGGCAAGUACGUGGCCAUCGCGUCCACCACGGUUGAGACCAGCGACCCCCUCGCCGAGCUCGCACCUGCCUUCGAGCUCCUAGGCCCCGUAAUGGAGAGGUUUGACGACGUGUCGAACACCCUUACCCCCGUCGAGGACGGCACCGCCGACCGUUGCUUCAUCAGCGAAUCGUACGAUGCGACCAGCCACUUCGAGACGACUGCGGCCGACGUACAGAGCCUGUACGAGCGCGUGACCGGGCAAAAGAUGGACCUUUCCAUCGACCCGGAGGUGGAGCAGGAGGAGGGCUGAACAACACAAGCAUUGCUGUAGCAGCUGUUAUUGCGUGCCCAGUAGCAGCGGUGCACUCCUGACCUGACGCGAGCACCUUGCUACUCCUGGCUAUCGAGAACGCUAUGAAUUCAUUGCUAAUCUGU
Messenger RNA from Ectocarpus siliculosus, 1636 nucleotides. The record is from the annotation of a GenBank genome assembly. NCBI's taxonomy places the organism in Eukaryota, Phaeophyceae, Ectocarpales, Ectocarpaceae.